AUGAGUUGCAAUCUUAUCCUUAGUUUUAACAAGAAUACUUUAGGCUGGAAUUUGGUGAAGGAGCAGUAUACCAGAGCAGUGGCAGAUUUGACUGCUGAAGUGCAAUCCCUGCAGGAACAGCUGAGAGUUAGCAAGAAUGAGGGUAGAACAGCCAACAUGCAGGCAGCAGAACUGCGGCAGACACUGGAAGUCUUGGGACAAGAACUGCUGAAGAGGGAACAGGAGAGAGACGACGCAAUCCGUAGAGUAGGGACAUCUGACAGCAGGGAGACGGAAAUGAGGGAGAUUAUAGUUGAACUAGAAUCAAAAUUGUCUACCCAGAACUAUGAGGUGGAUCAGCUUAAAAAGGACAAGACAGAACUGGACCAAAAACUAACAGAGCUUCAAAAGAAAAAUUCUGAUCUGGAGCAAAAGGAGUAUGAAUUUCAUUUGCAAAACAGGGAGAAUGUUCAAAUGGCAGAGAAUGCUUUGUUAGAAAAAGAUCAGGCUCUGCUCAGAGAACAGCAACAAACAGAAGAAAACCAGAGACUACAGGACCAGAUGAGUAAACUGAUAGAUGAGGCUGGCCUCAGGACCAAGAAAGAGGUGGAAAAUAUCCGUAAGCAGUGCAAUAACAAUAUUGCCAAACUCAUGGAAGAACUUCAGAAUAUGGAAAUGGACAACAGUGAGAAGCAAGCCCAACUUGAAAGAGCUAUCAGAGAGAAGAGAGCAGUGGAGUCUGAACUAGAAAAACUGUAUCAGGAAGGCCUGGUGAUGGGAAGCAAGGAGCAGGCAAACUAUGAGGAGUUGAACAAAAGAGCUUGUCAAGCCGAAACUCUCAGGGACGAAGCUGUCAUUAAGCUGGAGUCUCUGCAGGGGAAUGUGAAGAGAAUGGAGAUGAAUCACAUUCAGGAGAAAUCACAACUUCAAAUGCAAAUUGAUCAGCUACGUGAGCGUGUGACAACAAUGUCACAAGAAUUUGAGGACGUCAACCAAGAGCGUAUGAAACUGCUCGACGAAACUGAUAAGUUAAAAAGAAAAACGCAGCAGGCACAGAAAGAAAAAGAAGCUGCAGAUAGGAAAUGUAGCAAAGAGCUUACCUUACGAGAUCAGGAGCAGCUGAUGAAGGAGCGUGAGUGUGAAGUGCGCAUGCAGAGCAUGGAAGAUGCACACAGACAGUCCACCAAAGAACUCAGGAAUAUGCUGUUACAGCAACAGAGAAUGGGGGCCAAAUGGAAAGAAGAAUGCCAAGCAAUUAGCCAAAAAUUUGAAGGCAAAAUAACAGAUCUGCGAGAUGAAAAUGGCCGUUUGAAGCGCAGAGCAGAGGAGCUGACUAGGCUCCUGGAAGAGUGCAAAGAAAAAACUGUACAGGCAGAAAACCUUGUUUUAGAGUAUACCAACAAUAUUAAGAAGAUGGAGAAUCGUGUGAGAGACGCAGAGUCACGAGCCAAAGAUGCUGCUACACAGGUAUCCAAGCAAUUGGCUAGAGAACGUAGGAUGAGGCAAGAAAGACGCUUCCUGGCCAGUGAACUGGACAGGUCACAGUCAGGACAUCCAGGGGUCAGGUAG
Molecule: messenger RNA, 1548 nt
Organism: Lingula anatina
Lineage: Eukaryota; Metazoa; Brachiopoda; Lingulata; Lingulida; Lingulidae
Product: sodium channel and clathrin linker 1
Biological process (GO): centrosome cycle; cilium assembly; clustering of voltage-gated sodium channels
Cellular component (GO): centriole; centrosome
Source: RefSeq, a predicted model, not a curated record